Molecule: messenger RNA, 741 nt
Organism: Dibothriocephalus latus
Lineage: Eukaryota; Metazoa; Platyhelminthes; Cestoda; Diphyllobothriidea; Diphyllobothriidae
Source: the annotation of a GenBank genome assembly
AUGCAGGUCCUCCUGAAAAUACUGAUGAUUAUUUUCAUAAAGAGCAUUCUUACUAUUUCGUUAGUGACGACAACGGUGUGCGAUUUGGUGCGCAAAAUUGACGAAAAUAUAAUUUUUCUCAAGAUCAUUUUAUCAGAAUUGGCCGCUCGUGAGGAGCUCGCUGAUACUGUUGCUGAAUUGGAAUGUUUGAAGAUCCAGUCUAACCCCAGUAGUAACACUCGUGGAAACUCUAUUUUCAGUGAACUGGAGGAUCGUCGCGUGCGUGCCGAAAAGUUGGUUGCAAAGCAGAAGGCCAAAAUUGGCCAACUGCGCCAAGAUCUCACCUCGGCCCGUUCAGAGUCCCGGCAACGGAUGCUGCAGUUUAUACAGGAGAUGGACGGCAAAUUCAACAAGCGCGACACCCAGAUUAUCGAAGAUCUCAAGGCUGAACGUGAUCGUCUGGUCCUGGAAAAUGAUCGACUGGAAGCCACUAUAAAAGUAUUUAAGGAUGAAAAGUUGAACGCGCUUCGCGAGGCUGACAAGUUUGCAGAAGCCUUUAGACCCGGACUGAACAAUGGCAAGCGAUUAAUUGCGGCCUUAGAGUACGUUGUCCAUGUUUUUUCAGUGGCUCAUAAAAUAACUGUCAUUCGAGACAAGGAGCAAGGUAACACUUGCCGUCCGCUAGAAGAACGCAAUACUUUGAACUUCUAUCCUGACUAUUUAAGUGUACUUGCAAUUAAUCAAAUUCCAACGUUUACGUAA